AUGGAGCUGGAGGGAGCUGAACUCUGCUUUCCUAAACUGCCCAAUACCUCCUGCAGGAGGCCAGAGCCUCCACACCUUGACACUCUGCUUAUUAGUAUUUUACUAUACUCCAUUGCUCUCAUCACUGCAGUUCUCAACCUGCUGGUCAUCAUCUCUAUCUCCCACUUCAGGCAGCUCCAUACUCCCACAAACUUCCUUCUACUCUCUUUGGCUGUCUCAGAUUUUCUUGUGGGCUCUCUGGUGAUGCCAAUUGAAAUACUCUUGACACAGACCUGCUGGAUGCUGGGUGAUCUCAUGUGUGUGCUGUAUUUUCUGUUACCGGUCAUCAUAGUCGCUGCAUCUGUAGGAAACAUGGUACUCAUAUCUGUUGACCGCUAUGUUGCUAUUUGUGAUCCUCUGCAUUACACAGUCAAAGCCACUCAACGACUUGCAAUAAUAUGUAUUUUAUUGUGUUGGACUUGUUCUGUUGCCUACAGCAUUUUCCUUUUAUAUGAUAACCUGAAGCAGCCAGGCAGGUAUAAUUCCUGCAAUGGGGAUUGCGUGGUCAACAUUACAGGAGUUGUUGAUCUUGUUGUCAGAUUCAUUCUUCCCAUUACUGUCAUCAUAGUUCUGUAUAUGAGAGUAUUUGUGGUGGCUGUGUCUCAGGCUCGUGCCAUGCGAUCCCAAAUUGCAACUGUCUCUCUGAAGACUGGUCAAGUCAAGAAAUCUGAGAUAAAAGCAGCCAGGACACUUGGUAUCCUUGUAGUUGUGUUUGUGAUCUGUUACUCUCCAUAUUACUGUGUGUCUCUUGUAGGCCAUGAAAUCAUGGUUGGUUCUAAAACUGAGGUCUUCAUGAUGUUUCUGAUUUACAUUAACUCCUGUCUAAACCCUGUAAUUUAUGCCCUUCUCUACCCUUGGUUUAGAAAAACUAUCAGGCUCAUUGUUACAUUUCAGAUCCUACGGUCAGACUCCCAUAUGGCCAACAUUCUGUAA
This is a messenger RNA of Acanthopagrus latus (yellowfin seabream), 972 nucleotides long. RefSeq names its product trace amine-associated receptor 4-like. Gene Ontology annotation, cellular component: membrane. The transcript is spliced from 2 exons. The record is from RefSeq and is a predicted model, not a curated record. NCBI's taxonomy places the organism in Eukaryota, Metazoa, Chordata, Actinopteri, Spariformes, Sparidae. The coding region runs from base 1 to 972 and encodes 323 amino acids. Gene Ontology annotation, molecular function: trace-amine receptor activity. Gene Ontology annotation, biological process: G protein-coupled receptor signaling pathway.